This is a messenger RNA of Micropterus salmoides (largemouth bass), 1804 nucleotides long. RefSeq names its product ST6 (alpha-N-acetyl-neuraminyl-2,3-beta-galactosyl-1,3)-N-acetylgalactosaminide alpha-2,6-sialyltransferase 4 (gene st6galnac4). The record is from RefSeq and is a predicted model, not a curated record. NCBI's taxonomy places the organism in Eukaryota, Metazoa, Chordata, Actinopteri, Centrarchiformes, Centrarchidae. The transcript is spliced from 5 exons. Gene Ontology annotation, biological process: oligosaccharide metabolic process; ganglioside biosynthetic process. Gene Ontology annotation, molecular function: alpha-N-acetylgalactosaminide alpha-2,6-sialyltransferase activity. Bases 576 to 1439 code for a protein of 287 amino acids.
UUCAGAAUAAAGCAUCCGCGACAGGUAAAUACAGAAGAAGUGCGUUGGCCUAUGUAUUUUAUGCUGUAGUUGUCGAAAUAUAGGCGUACAAUGGUUUCUAUGGCCAUGUUUUGUAUAAAUGUAUAUUUGCCUUUUCCUGCCUGGGUAUUUUUGUGGGCUAAGGUUGUAGGCCCUUGUGUUCAGAUUACACUUGUUGUGUGAAAAAGCCGUACCGGAAGCUCUGUGCUGGAGAGAGAGAGAGGAACACACCAGAUGAGAUAACGGUAAACAACUGACAGAUUUCAGAUAAUAGUACAUUUAAACAACUAUAGAUUAACGUUAGACAAUAACAGCAGAACAGUUGUAUGCCAGGCAAUGAAAACUAAAGUUACACUGAAAAGAAAAAGGAUCCUGGACUUGAGAACUCACCGGACUGAGAGUAGCCAUUAAAAUCUGUAGGCUAAAUAUGAAUCCUGUUGAUCGUGGUUCGUCCGUGGCUGGGCUUGUCUCUCUCGCCGAUUCUGCCUCACGUUAAGCGGCUGGAAAAAUGAGCGCCACCGGGCUCUCUGGAGCAGGGCUUUCCCAAAGACCUUGAUAUGAACUCUCUGAUGCUCCGCUGGCUCUGCCUGCUUAGCCUGAGCCUUUCUCUGUUGUUUUGGUUUGGAUAUGUGAUGAGACGGGUCGGUCCAGCCACUGCUGUGCAAAGCACCGGGCUCAGGGGCUACAUGAAGAUCACCCCCGGCAGGAUGGACCAGGUCCUGAACAUGCACUGCAGCCAGUGUGCCUUAGUCUCCAGCUCAGGUCAGAUGCUCAGAGCUGGCGUUGGAGAAGAGAUAGACAAGACCGAGUGCGUGAUCCGGAUGAACAAUGCACCCACGCUGGGGUAUGAGAAAGAUGUAGGGAACCGCACCAGUGUUCGGGUUGUGUCUCACACCAGUGUUCCCCUGUUGGUGAAAAACGAGCUCUACUAUUUCCAGCAGUCAGCCGAAACUACGUAUGUGUUCUGGGGUCCUGAGAGGAACAUGAGGCAAGAUGGGAAAGGACGCAUCUUCAAUACUCUGCUGAAAAUAGCAAGGAAGUACCCUAACGUCAGAAUCUACGCUGUGACUAGAGAGAAGAUCCAGUACUGUGACAAGGUUUUUCAGAAUGAAACUGGAAAAAACAGAAUGAAGACGGGGGCGUUUCUCAGUACUGGUUUCUUCACAAUGAUUUUGGCAAUAGACAUGUGUGACAGCAUUCAUGUUUAUGGAAUGAUCGAUGAUAACUACUGCAGCCGACCCAAUCACAAUGUUGUUCCUUACCAUUACUAUGAGGGGAACCGAAUUGAUGAGUGCAGGAUGUACAGGGUCCACGAGCACACGAAGCGUGGGGGCCAUCGCUUCAUCACUGAGAAGGCCAUCUAUGCCAGAUGGGCCACACAGCACAGGAUGGACUUUAAACACCCGUCUUGGAGCUUCUAAAGAAGGAAAUAUUAAACUGCUGUACAGCGGGAGUCACUUUUAUGACUGGCUGGCUUUUGAUCCUUUUGCUGAAGAUUUGAGUGUCACCUGACCAGGAAAUGUAUCAAGUGGAAACCAGCUUUCAUUUGACUUUUCUAUUUUCUUUUUUUUUUUACCAACUCAACAGUUUUCAAGUAGAAAAGGCUCCCAUUUGAUACCAGCCCACAGUGGAUGAAAUUAUCUACAACCAUAAAUGAUUAGCAAGAUGUUUAUGAAGAUUCUCAGUCAUCCAGGUCAUAGUUAUCCAACGAGGGUUAAAAUGAAGGGCAACUGGACUUGGUUGAAGAUACUGGAAGACGUUUCGUCCCUUAUCCAAAGGACUUCUU